Messenger RNA from Lepisosteus oculatus (spotted gar), 2326 nucleotides. RefSeq names its product twinfilin actin-binding protein 1b (gene twf1b). Gene Ontology annotation, molecular function: actin filament binding; actin monomer binding. Gene Ontology annotation, cellular component: myofibril; actin filament; cytoplasm. Lineage: Eukaryota; Metazoa; Chordata; Actinopteri; Semionotiformes; Lepisosteidae. Gene Ontology annotation, biological process: actin filament depolymerization; regulation of lamellipodium assembly; positive regulation of neuron projection development. The record is from RefSeq and is a predicted model, not a curated record.
UCGAAGCCGGUGUAGAAUUGCUGUGUAGUUCAGUUUCUUCUUCCUUGUUCUUUCGCUUCUAAUCAGCCGGUCGACUUCAGAGAAACAAAUAAUGUCCCAUCAAACUGGCAUUCAAGCUGCUGAAGAAGUGAAAGACAUUUUUGCAAAUGCCAGAAAUGGGAACUAUCGGCUCCUCAAGAUUGUGAUCGAGAAUGAAGAGCUGGUAGUCGGCAGCACCAAACAAGCUGUGAAGACCUGGGACAAAGAAUAUGAUUUGUAUGUUCUUCCUUUAUUAGAGGAUGACCAGCCAUCAUAUAUCCUCUACAGGUUGGACUCACAAAAUGCUCAGGGAUUUGAGUGGAUUUUUCUAGCCUGGUCACCAGAUCAUUCACCUGUGCGACAGAAAAUGCUAUAUGCUGCUACAAGAGCUACUCUGAAAAAAGAAUUUGGGGGUGGACAUAUUAAAGAUGAAAUAUUUGGCACUACAAAGGAGGAGAUGUCUUUGAGCGGAUAUAAAAAGCAUCUGACAUCUCAGGCUGCUCCUCUCCCUCUGACAGCUGCCGAAGAGGAACUGAGGCAAAUAAAACUUAAUGAGGUGAAAACGGAUGUCAGCGUAGACACUAAGCAACAGACAUUGCAGGGAGUUGCCUUUCCAGUGCAAAGAGAUGCAAUUCAAGCUCUGGAACAAUUCAGGGACAAGAAGCUUAAUUAUGUUCAGCUUGAGAUUGAUUUUCAAAAUGAAACCAUUAUCUUGGCAAGCACUGCCCCUACAGAGAUUAAAGACUUGCCAAAGAGGAUACCAAAUGGUUCUGCCCGCUACCACUUCUUCCUCUACAAACAUUCCCAUGAGGGAGAUUACUUGGAAUCUACAGUCUUCAUCUACUCAAUGCCUGGGUACUCUUGUAGCAUCCGGGAGAGAAUGUUGUACUCAAGCUGCAAAAAUCCCUUAAUUGACAUGGUUGAAAACAAACUAAAAAUUGAAAUUAUUAAAAAGAUGGAGAUCGACAGUGGUGAUGAACUGACUGCUGACUUCUUGUAUGAAGAGGUACACCCGAAACAGCAUGCACACAAGCAAGCAUUUGCAAAACCAAAGGGCCCUGGAGGAAAGAGAGGAGUGCGUAGGCUGAUACGAGCACCUGGGGACGAUGAGACAGAGGACGACUAAUUCUCCUUUCAUUCACAAUCAACAACAGAAGACAUUCCAUAGAGUAAAUGCAAAUUAGGUCUAAGUUACCAGCCUUUCUUUUUUUAGUCUCUUGAAAUCAGCCAUAGGUUUAAAGAACUACCUGUAUACACUUCUUUAAUAAGAAACACUAAUAUAAUAGGUAUAAUCUUCCAAGCUACUGUUUUUUUUUCUUGACAUAGUUUACUUUGUUAUUGAGGAAGAACAGAGGGAUGUAUAAACAAAUGCUUGCCACAUUUAAAUAAAAGAUCAUGAGAAUCUGCAAAUUCCUAGUUUAAGUCAAUGAAUAGAAUAAAAGCAUACUUCAGUUUUGAAAUAAUGCUAGACCCAAAGAAUAUGCAAAUUAAACUGCGGUAAAUGCAUUGUGAAAUAUGGCCCACCCUUUUUUUCCAGUUAACGUAGUUGGAAAUUAAUUCAUGCAAUCAGAUUUAUAGAGAAUUUUAGUUGAGAUUUUAGGCCAAAAAUAUAUACAGAAUCUGGUAUUUAUAUAUAAAUGAAUUUGAAUGAGAUUUGUACUACACCACCACUAAGUUUACAAAAAUCUAUUUUUAUAAGGUGAAAGUGGCAUCCUAGUUGUUACUCUUAUAGCUGUUUGUAUAACUGAAGAAAAACACCAAGCAAUAAUGAUUUCUCAAUUCACAUUUAGUAAUCUGUUUUCAAAGGUUUUUCCAGUUUUGGUAUCUACCAUAUGGAUCAAUUAUAACUUUAUUGAAAGAAGUACUAUGAGUCGUGAAAACAGUUUGAUAAUAUAUUUUUUCCAUUUCUUCUAUCUACAUUAUUUUGUCAAGUUUACAGAGAAUCUUAUGAAAUCUGCUGCACAUUUGCACUUGGUGUGGGUGUAAUUAAUUAAAAGUAUCAAAGGCAUUCAAAUCAUAACAGGAAAAUAGUCUGGAGUUUUCUCAGCAAAUACACACCACUAUUUUACAACUGUAUUUGGAAAUACCUUUUAUAUUUAAAUGCAAUUAUACAAAUAUAGAAGUUUUUCCAAUUUAUUUUUAUGUCUUAGAAUAUGUCCGAAUGUUAAAUUUUAAAUGGAAGUUUUAACUUUGUAAGAAAUUGGAAAUUGAUGUGAAUUUCGAAUGUCUACCAUGAAUUCAUUUCUUAUCCUACUGUUAAAUCUACAGUUUCUCACUAAAAAGAAAUAAAACUUCUUUGGUGACUGCA